AUGCCUGGUACCAAGCGCACAACAAAAACAGCAUCUUAUACGGAACACAAUGAUGACGAUGAUUUUAUGGCAACAGCUGAUAAUACCAAAAAAACUCGUAGUAUGAAAUCAAAUGAUCAACAAACAGAAUUAAAUUCUUCUACUCGACAAUUACCACGAAAACGUAAAGAAAAAUUAUCAAAAGCUGAACAAGAAGAACUUGAUUUAGCACUUAAACUUUCGACAGAAACAGUACAAUCAAGUGAAACAUCAAUUGAAAUUCCAAUUACUAAUGAUGGUAAAGAAAUUUUGAGUAGUACAUCAACAAUAUCGAGUAAUGAAAGUAAAACAACAACAGAAAAAGAAUCUAAUGAACAAGAUGAAAAUCCAUUACCGAAAAGUAAACGAAUGAAACGAGAUGAAGAAGAAGAGAAUGUUGAUGAAAACGAAUCGAAUAGUGAAGAAGAAGAGGAAGAAGACGAAGAAGAACCAACACCACGAAAAAAAACGAUUCGUAAAACAGAAGAAAAAAAUAAAAACUCUGAAAUAUCAACAGUACCAUCCAGUGAUCUUAACUCAUCUCGAUUGAUAACACGUGGCCAACAAAAAUCUUCAAUUUCAACAACUGAUCUUUCAAUGAAAAAAUCUAAUGCACCAUUAGGUUUUCCAACAAAUAAAAUAAUUAUUCCAUCAUUACAAACAUCUCGUGUUGGUUUAUCACGUAAAGUUUCUGUUAUAAAACCUCUUCAUCCUAAUCUUAAUCAACGUAUUACUCAUGAAUAA
Rotaria sp. Silwood2 is the source of this 762-nucleotide messenger RNA. NCBI's taxonomy places the organism in Eukaryota, Metazoa, Rotifera, Eurotatoria, Philodinida, Philodinidae. The record is from the annotation of a GenBank genome assembly.